AUGUUAUCUUGCACGGUUUUGCUAAAUUUAUUAACUCUUGCAUUCAGUUGCAUCGGUUUACUCAGUAGUAUGACAUUUAUAUUUAUUGUGAUCAGUUCUCAUCGAUUCCGUCGAAAUCUUAGUUUAAUUCUUGCAAUGAACUUAAGUAUCGGAGGAUUGAUCACUUGCAGUGCUAUGUUAAAUCAAACGAUUUACAUGUUACUCAAUGCUCCUGAAGAUUAUCUAUGUCCAUAUCGAAGUUAUUUCAUGACUGUUGGUGGCUUAUAUAUAUUUCAAACGACGUUAUUACAAAGUUUUCAUCGAUUACGUGUAACAGUUUUUGUUCAUGAUCGUCGUCUUCGUUAUCAGAGUCGACAAUUAUUCUCAGUUCUAUCGUUGAUUUCGUUCACGAUUUGUUUUAUUGGCUUGUUACCUUUAUUACUAAAGAAAAGAUUUCCAUACUAUCCCGAUGCUCAUGCAUGCUAUAUCGCCUUCAAUGAUGUUGUUGGCGUUCUGUAUCCAUCGAUUUGUUUUUAUUUUACCCCGCUGAUCCUCCAGAUAACUAUCUCAUCUUGGAUUCUUUGGCAUAUAUCGCAUAAAACUCUUGCAGGUCAACCAUUUUAUAAAACAAAACGACGUAUUCUCAAAGAACGGCGUGUUUUAUUUCGUUUAUCUAUCCCGGUCUUGUUAUUAAUGAGCGUCGGAGUGAUUUAUUUUGUAUUUUUCUUUCGGACAAUCAUUCCUGGCCAGCAAUGGCAAGCGCCAGCUUAUGCACUUCAUUUGAGUUUUUCUGGGACUUCUUUAGCGACGGCAUUGUCUAUGUUAGCAAAUCUGCUAUUUUAUCAUCAAGUGAGCGACGUUGUUCGAAAUUUAUUUCGUUGUUGUGUACAAAACAAAUCGAAACAUCGUCGUAUUAUUAUUGUUAUAUAA
Adineta ricciae is the source of this 909-nucleotide messenger RNA. The record is from the annotation of a GenBank genome assembly. NCBI's taxonomy places the organism in Eukaryota, Metazoa, Rotifera, Eurotatoria, Adinetida, Adinetidae.